Molecule: messenger RNA, 6318 nt
Organism: Dipodomys spectabilis (banner-tailed kangaroo rat)
Lineage: Eukaryota; Metazoa; Chordata; Mammalia; Rodentia; Heteromyidae
Gene: Rp1
Product: RP1 axonemal microtubule associated
Exons: 3
Coding region: 1-6318 (2105 amino acids)
Biological process (GO): axoneme assembly; retina development in camera-type eye; photoreceptor cell development
Cellular component (GO): axoneme
Molecular function (GO): protein binding
Source: RefSeq, a predicted model, not a curated record
AUGAGUGAGACUCCUUCUACUAGUUUUUCCACCAUUCAUAGAACUUCUGACGGUCAAGUUCCCUCCCGCCGUCAUUUAAGCAUCACUCAUCCUGUGGUGGCCAAGCGGAUCAGCUUCUAUAAGAGCGGAGACCCCCAGUUCGGAGGAGUCAGGGUGGUGAUCAACCCUCGUUCCUUCAAGACCUUCGACGCUUUGCUGGAUAAUUUGUCCAGGAAGGUGCCCUUGCCUUUCGGGGUGAGGAACAUCAGCACCCCCCGAGGCCGGCAUAAUAUCACUAGGCUGGAGGAACUGGAGGAUGGUGAGUCCUAUUUGUGCUCGCAUGGCCGCAAGGUGCAGCCGGUGGACCUGGACAGGGCCCGCAGGCGCCCGAGGCCCUGGCUCAGCAGCCUCGCCAUAAGUGCGCAUGCGUCCCGCCACCCCACUGUUGCUGCCGCUCCCAGCAUGCCCCGCGCCCCGAGGAGGCUCCUGGUGUUCCAGAAUGGCGACCCCAAGACCAGGCGCACAGUCCUACUGACCAGGAGGGUCACUCAGAGCUUUGAGGCCUUUCUACAGCACCUGACCGUGGUCAUGCAGCGCCCAGUGACCAAACUGUAUGCCACGGAUGGAAGGAAGGUUCCUAGUCUCCAGGCAGUGAUUCUGAGUUCUGGAGCUGUGGUGGCAGCAGGAAAAGAGCCAUUUAAACCAGGAAAUUAUGACGUCCAAAAGUACUUGCUUCCUGCUAGAUUACCAGGGAUCUCUCACCGUGUGCACCGGAAGGGAAAUGCUAGGUCAGAAAACAGAAAGAUGAGCACACAUAUGCCUUCAAUCCCAAGUUCCCAGGUUUAUUCUGUUUCUUCUGACAAAACACAUUACUACUCAGACUACUCUUUUGCUAAUGAAAAUUGCUUGGCUUUAGAAAAACAUGAUUCUCAGAACUUAACAGUCUAUCCUUCUGAAGAUGAUAUUGAGAAAUCAAUUGUUUUUAAUCAAGAUGGUACUGUGACCAUUGAGAUGAAAGUUCGAUUCAAGAUAAAAGAGGAGGAAACCGUAAAGUGGACGACCACUGUUAAUAGAGCUGAUCUUUCUAAUAAUGCUGAAAAGAGUGAGAGUUUUUCAGGAGGAACAGAUAAUCAGUCAUCUAGUUUAAAACUUGGAACAUGUUCCUUUACUGGAGAUGUUUCAGGCAGCAAGCAAGAGGGUAGUUUGACAGAGGAAAUAAACAUGCAAGGGACAGAUAGAAAGGCUGAGACUUACAGUUCUGCUAGUUGGGAAAAUACUGCUGUGGACAUAGAUAACAUCCAGCAGAGUCAGAAUCAAGUAAAGAAUCAUUUUUAUAGGCCCCCUACACCUGGACCAAGGAGAAUAAGACAAAAGAAAUCUGUGAUAGGGAGUGUGACCUUAGUAUCUGAAACAGAAGUUCAGGAGAAACAAUUUUCUUAUAGUGAAGAAAGAGAAGCUGGAGAAAACAAAUCUGAGUAUCACAUGUUCACACAUUCUUGCAGUAAAAUGUCAUCAGUAUCUAACAAACCGGUACUUCUUCAGAUUAGUAACAAUGAGCAGAUGGAGUCACCUUUAGAAAGACAAAAGGAAAGUAGACUCCUUAAGUCAAGUGCAAUAAGUUCUGGUGUUAUAGAAAUUACAAGUCAGAAGACGUUAAAGAUGUCACAUAAUAAUGGUUUACCACCAACCAUAUCAGAAAGCUCAACUAUAGAGGAGUGUGUGGUUAAUAGUGUAAUAUCAGACAGCAAAACUGAUAGCAAAAACUUGAGAACUUAUGAUAAUUCCACCAAUAGAUUAGGUCCUGCUUCAGCAGAUGCAGCUCAUUCUUCAAGGAGCAGCUCUGAAACUGACAGAAGUAUUUCUGAGGUUCGUGCUUCACUGGGAUCCUCUACUGACACGACAAAACUUGGUAGACUAGUGAAUGAAUUUGCUCAGUGUGGCUUAACCAAUCCUCCAGAAAUUGAAAAGCAGAUUUUGCCAUCUGUUGCCAGCAAAAGGAAGAAGAAGAAAUAUCACCAGCAAGUGAUAAAUUCCAGAUAUCAGGAUGGAGCUAUUGCAGCCAAAGGACUCUCCAAUGUUAGUGCAAGAAUAAACAGACGUAGAAUUACACAGGAAGCCAUCUUGCAAGAUUCAGGCAAUCCCCUUAAAGGGGACAUGCUUUGUGAGGAAGAUACCCAUACAGAUGAUAAGGCAAUUGAAUCAAAUAAUUUUUGUUCCCAAAGUAAUCUCAGUCCCACACUUUCCAAGAAUAUCCACAGAAAUAAAUUAAAUACGAUUCAGAAUUUUAAGACCCAAGGACUUUUAGCCAAAAGAAAAUUCAAAACAUUAAAGAAAGUAAGCUUGGUAGGACCUAAAAAGAGAGAAGUUGGUCAAGGAGAUGAAGUAUUUCUUCCUAAUGAGUCUAAAUAUUUCAAAAGUACCAUGGAAAAUAGAAGUUUAUUUCAUGUGUUUAGCCUAGAGCAAAAACUAAAAGGUUUUCAUGGACUAAAGUCUCAAGAAGAAAUGGCAUCUAGAAACUUGAGAGGAAUGGCAAAAAGGAGUUCCAUUCCAAAAGUUAAUGAUUCACGUAUAACUUUGAAGAGCCAGAAAAAACAAAAAGGGGAUAAAUUGAAAUCAGGUGCUAUUGUAAGUAAACAACAUGUCACAACCAGAGAAAAUUCUUUAGCUUCCUUGAAAAAAGCUGAUUUUCCUGAGGAUAUAGCACAUCAUUCAGUUCAAAAUUAUAUACAGAGAUGGUUGCAAAACAUAAAUCCAUAUUCAACAUUAGAAACUAGGAAAUCAGCUUCACUAUCCAAAAAAGAAAGGAAUGUGGUAACUUAUAAUAGUAAUGGUUUUCCAGGAAAUAAUUCUCAUACAAGUUCUGAAAAAAGAAAUAAUUUUGUUAUGGAAAGAAAUAAGCAUGUAACUAAAAAUGCCACUUUGGUAAGAGAUAAUGUAUGUGAAGAGGUAUGUAAAUCUCUUAUUGCCAAAGAGGAUGGUGAAGAACUUAACAAAGAUCUCUGUGAAAGUCAGGAUUUAUCUCUGGAGGAUGCUUAUUUAAUUUCCCUGCAUGAAUUUUGUACUUUGACGAAAUCAGCUAUUAAUGAUCAUGACACUAAAACUCAGAUAUCUACUGAAAAGCCUGAACCAGAGGUAAGCCUUGUGUACCAGGAAAUAAAAGGGAAAAGUGUAGAGGCUGCCAUUCAAGUAGAUUCUAUGGAAGACAACAUGACAAAAGACCUUUUACCAUUCCUUUUGCUUCGCCAACUACAAGCUUCAGUGCCUAGUAUUCAUAAGAUUCAGAAUGGAGUUCUUCAAAUGCCAGGUCCACUUUCAGGUGUCUCUUUACCUUCAGCAAUAUAUAAUGUAUCCACCAAUCUCCUUCUUGCUUGGCUCUUGGUGCUGAACCUAAAGGAGAGUAUGAAUAGUUUCCAUCAAGGUGAUGCACCUGAGUUUACUAACAGAUCUGAAACACUUGCAUUGUUGGAGUUUCUAAAGCAUGUUGCUAUUACAGAGGAAGCUGAUGACUUGAAGGCUGCUGUUGCUUGUUUAGUGGAAUCUACCACAAACUGCAGUGAAUCCAUAGAGAAAAGGCAAGGUAUGAUACCUGCAGGUCCUUCUUCAAAUUGUACCACUGACAACAUCCAGGAAGCUCCUAAGUGCAGUGAAAGUGAAAGAAUACAAAGAAAGUCUUUGGAUGGAGGCCACUCUUCCAGUGAGGCCUGUUGCGCUGAGUUCUGUGUUUCAGAGAUGACUAGCAAGUUAUGUGAUUCUCCAUGUAAGAUAUGUACUGAGAAUAUUAUAUGUAACCACAGUCCUACUUUUUUCACUAGUGAUGGUUGUGCAAUGGAUCAGACUUCCAUGAAUAAGGCUUAUUUUCUAGCUACCAAUGGUAUAUCUUCCCAUAAGGAUUAUGCUCAAGAGGAACAUAUCAGUGAGGCAGCUUGCCCAGUUUAUGAUAACCAUAGUCCCAUCCAAGUCUGCAAUACCAUCAGCUUUUUAAAUUCCAAAGAAAAUGAACAUACAGAUAAUUUGGAAUUAACCAAAGAGUACAAAAGAGUUGAUGAAGUCCAGAAAGACCUAAAUAUUUUAGCAGAUUCUGGAUAUAAUAAUGACUUAAACAUAUUGUUGUCACAUCAAAGUGACAGUAAUUUAAGUCCCUGUGCCCUUCUCCUAAAUAAAUCUGAUCCAGAAGUUGAUAAGUGUAAUUCUAUAGAUGAAUUUAAAAAUCAUUCAUUAAAGAAAUUUCAGGAUAAAAGUACAUCCUUUGAUAGGGAAGAAUCUAGAACUUCUGAAGAACCAGGUUCCGUAACUAACAGCAUAUCAAGUGAAAGAAAUAACAUUUCAGAAUUGGAGUCCUUUGAGGAAUUAGAAAACCAGGACGUUGAUUUAUUUAAUACAGUAAAUGUAAGAGAGAAUUCUACUGAAGAAUCAUUUGAAAAAGAGUUAAAAGCCAGUAAAAUUUUGGAAUUGAUAGACAAAUCUAAUAGGAAUCUUAUAACAGGAGAAAAAAGACAAGGUGUGAUUUCUGAGACAGCCAGUGGGAGGCAAGUGACACCACCAUCUUUAGAUUUUUGUUAUGAUUCCAAGCAAAGUACUGAAAAGGACAUCAGUGCAAAAGAAACUAAGUCGAGAGUUAAAACAAUGGUGAAAAGCAUGGAAAACAGUAGUUAUUGCAAGUCUUCUGUUGAUUUAAAAAAAUGUUCCAAAUGUUCAGUGACUUCUGACUGGACAGAUGAUAGACCACACAGUGAGAGUGAGCAGCCGUGUAACACAUCUAGUGAUGACCACAACAAUAGUGAUGAUAUUGCUCAAGAGAAAGAAUACAACAAAGGAUUUGUUAAAAGGACAAUAGAAAAGCUGUAUGGGAAAGCAGACAUUAUUAAGCCAUCCCUUUUUCCUGGGUCUAUACAUAGAUCUCAAGUUUAUCCUUAUAAUUCUGUGGAAUUUCACUCUGCUAGGAAAGCAAGAUUUUAUGAUGUGGAAGGUCAGUCUUUUGUCUCUUCUGCACAGGUAUCUGGUAGUUCACCUAUGUUACAGGAACCCUUGAAUGAAAGACAAGGUAAAUGUGAUGUUAAUGAUGUGCAGGACAGUUAUCAUGCUGAUGACAUUGUGGAAAAUGAUGCAAAACAAAAUGAUCCUAACUGGAUCCUUAGUGACAAAGAGGAAGGAGAACUUAUUGACAAAGGUAAGUGGCUCCUUAGAGAAAAUCAUUUGCUCAGGGUGUCAUCUGAACAUCCUGGUAUGUACGGCAAUGCAGACACCACAUCAGUGGAUACCCUGCUUGAUAAUAGCAGUACUGAUGUGCCAUAUUCACAUUUUGGAAAUCUGGCCCCAGGCCCAAGAAUGGCUGAGUUGUCCUCUUCAGAAGUGGAGGAAAUGACUCAACCUCCGGAACUGAAAUGCAAUUAUUUUAACUUACCUCAUGGUAGUGACUCUGAGCCUUUUUGUGAUGAUUUUUCAGAUGUUCAGAAUAAAUCUUGUGCUAAAGAGAGUGUACCAAAUCAUCACACAGAGGAAAAGAGUAAUCAUGGGUCAGAAAGAGUGUGCACAUCUGUCACUCAUUCCUUUACAACUGUUAGUAACAAAGUCCACCCUGUCUCUGAUAAUACCAUAAAAAACCAACCAUUACCUAGCAGUAAUAUGUCUCAUGCUGCACUUCAAGAAGGUGAUUCUUUGGAUAGACUCUAUGCUGUUUGUGGUCAACACUGCCCGAUCCUGACUGUUACUAUCGAGUCAGAAAAUGAAGACCGAGGAUUUGCUUAUCGAAAAGAUUCUGAUAUUGAAAAUUCCUUGGGUUUCCAUUUAUGGAUGAAAAUACAUCCGUGUUUACUACAGUCAAACAAAAACAUACUCAAGGUUAAGAAGAAUACAGCAAAUAUGAGAAAAGACUUCACCAGUGAUGCUAUUGGUAAUUCAUUUGAUCUGACUUAUUUCAAUAAGGUGUAUAAAAGAAGGAAGCCAGAAAGCAUCAACCUCAUGGACAUAGAAGAAGAAAGUAAUUUAAAGAAUUUUCAAUCAUACUUAAAGAAAAGUUUGUUCUUGCAUACAUCAUUAGUUGUGGGUGGUGUGAACUCAAACACACAAAGUCAUACCAAUUGGACAAAUAAUACCUUUAAAACGGUUGAUGGGAAUAACAACUUAUUAAACAACAGGUUGCAGCACUCAAAAACAAAUCUCAACCAAGCAGCAAGAGAAAAUAUUAACUUUUAUUGUUGUUUCAUUAUACUUGGUCAAGCUUACUUAUUAGGUAUUUUCCAAGUUGUGAUAGCCUUAAAUAUUAGCAAUGGAAAUAUAUUAAGGAUAUAUUAUAUGUUUGAGGGUGAAAAUAUUUUCAUCUGGGAAGAGGAUAACCGAUAA